AGAAAUAAACGAGUCGGGACAGAAACAGAGGCGAUCGCGUUGCGUUGCGUUGCGUUGGCAAAUCCUCUUUAAAAGGCUCGUGCCCGUGGCGCCAGAAAUCGUUGAUCCGCACACGGUAAUAUGCAAGAGAUGUUGUUCUGCGGCACGGGCAGUUUCAAGGACGUCGACGGCAAGGCGGCGGCGCCGGAGGCGAAGAAGAAGAAGCAGGGCGGCGGUGGUGGUGGUGGGAAGAAGGAGAACCCGUACGCGUCGAGGGGGCUCGACAAGUUCUCCACCGUGCUGUCCGAGCUCGAGUCGCGGCGGGAGAAGAUCCUUCGCCAAGUCGGCGGCGCCGGCGGCGGCGGCGCACCGGGGGAGGGCGGCGGCGGUGGUGGUGGUGAGCAUGUGCUCGUCCGGUUCGUGCAGUCGGAGGGGAAAGGGUGGGUGCCCAUCGUCGUCAAGCUCCCGCCUGAGGAGGAGGAGCAGCAGCAGCGGAAGGGAGGGAAGAACAAGCGGAAGCAGCAGGCGGCCGCGACGUCGGCGACCUCGUCGCAGUCGUCCACGCCACCGACGUCGGAGCCCGCCAGCCCCAGGGAGGACGUGAUCAAGCCCGCGCGCCCCGCCGCCGCCGCGGCGGCGGCGGAGCCGGGGAGUGCGAAGCGGAAGGCCGGCGUGAGGUGGUCGUGGUCGGACGUGCGGCCGCGCCACUACAUGCCGUUCGUGGCGGUGCUGCUGCUGGCGAGCCUCGUGGUGUUCGGCAAGGUGUUCGCCAUCUGCUGCACCUCCGUCUGGUGGUACCUCGUGCCGAUCCUGACGGCCAGCUCUAAUGGCGCCGGCGGCGCCGGCGGGGCGCACGGCGUGAGGAGAUCGAAGGCCGCCGUCAAGGUUCUCGGCAAGAAGGCGAGCGACAAGAAGAUGGCCGUGACGCCAUUGCUGGGUCCUUCGCACGGCAAGAGGGGUAGCUCCGGUGUCCAUGAGUUGAUCUCGCCGAGAAGUCAUCCACAUGGGAAGAAAGGGUAGUAAUUCGCGUGGAUUCAUUCACCACACGCUGUGAAAAAAUCAACGCCGUGUUUGUAAAUGUUUGUACAGUAGGGUGGCCAGGAAGAUCAGAUUUUUUUUGUUAUCUUUCCUACCGUUUCGAUUCAGUUUGGUUGCAAUUGCAUCCAGUGUUCAUGUAGCAUCAGCCCCCUUCUUGUGUGGCUACCCAAAAUUGUUCAUAAAUUUUACAGAAUUUUGUCCAUUAACUCGUCCCUGGUGUACUGGCAGUUUAUUUUCAUCUCUAUGUAUGUUAACUA
Messenger RNA from Oryza sativa Japonica Group (Japanese rice), 1274 nucleotides. RefSeq lists its product as uncharacterized. NCBI's taxonomy places the organism in Eukaryota, Viridiplantae, Streptophyta, Magnoliopsida, Poales, Poaceae. The record is from RefSeq and is a predicted model, not a curated record.